Mixia osmundae IAM 14324 is the source of this 666-nucleotide messenger RNA. RefSeq lists its product as uncharacterized. The record is from RefSeq and is a predicted model, not a curated record. Gene Ontology annotation, cellular component: mitochondrion. Gene Ontology annotation, biological process: superoxide metabolic process. NCBI's taxonomy places the organism in Eukaryota, Fungi, Basidiomycota, Mixiomycetes, Mixiales, Mixiaceae. The transcript has 5 exons. Gene Ontology annotation, molecular function: metal ion binding; superoxide dismutase activity. Bases 1 to 666 code for a protein of 221 amino acids.
AUGACGCUCUUCACCUCAGCUCGCAUUGCACGACGCCAUGUGUCCGGACUGGCUACAGCCACGGCAAGGAGCAAGCACACCCUGCCACAGCUGUCGUACGAGUACAAAGACCUCGAGCCUGCAAUCUCUGGGCAGAUCAUGGAGCUGCAUCACUCCAAGCACCACGCAACGUAUGUAGCCGGACUGAAUGCAGCAGAGGAGAACUAUGCCACUGCGCUGAAGGAGCAAGACGUACGCAAGCAGAUCAACCUGCAAGCCGCUCUCAAAUUCAACGGCGGCGGUCAUGUCAACCAUACGCUCUUGUGGGAAUCGCUCAAGCCAGAGAAAUCUGGCGGUGGCAAGCUGACUGAAGGUUCGCUCUAUGACGCCGUGACGAAACAGUACGGCUCGCUGGAUGAGCUGAAGAAGAAGAUGAAUGCCGCCGCUGCUGGUAUUCAAGGAUCAGGCUGGGCAUGGCUCGGUGUAGAUCCUACGUCAAAGUCUCUCGUCAUCACCACCACGCCCAACCAGGAUCCUCUGCUCGCAGCGACACCGCUGUUCGGCAUCGAUAUGUGGGAACACGCCUUCUACCUGCAACAUCAGAACCGCAAGCCGAACUAUCUACAGAACAUCUGGCGGGUGAUCAACUUUGAGAAUGCGACGCAGCGCUUCGAAAGCGUCCAUUGA